AUGGGUGCCAAAGUCAAAGUCGCUGUCGUCAAUGCUGAACCAGUUUGGUACGAUUUGCAAGCAACCGUUAAGAAAGUUAACGCCUUGAUUAAAGAAGCGUACGAGAAAGGGGCUGAAUUAGUUGCCUUCUCUGAGGUUUUUGUCCCUGGAUACGCUCAUUGGAUUUGGACCAAUGCCGCAGACCUUGAGAAUAAUAUCAAAUACCAUAAAAACUCCUUAUCCUACGACUCUUCUGAAUUUUUAUCCAUUAUUGAAACCAUUAAAGCUUACCCAAUCCAUGUUGUUUUGGGGCUCUCUGAAAGAGAUCAUGGCUCUCUUUACAUUUCCCAGUGUAUUAUUGACAACACCGGAGAAGUUGUAUUGAAGAGAAGAAAGUUCAAGCCAACCCAUGUCGAACGUGCUAUCUGGGGAGACGCAACUGCUCAAGAUUUGAAGACUGUUGUCACCUUAAACUUUAAGGAAGCUGGUCCUGUUGAAGUUGGAUGCUUGUCUUGUUGGGAACAUACUCAACCAUUAUUGACUUAUAAUAGCGCUGCUCAACGUGAAAAAAUCCAUAUUGGAAGCUGGCCAAUUGUUAACGACGAGUACAAUGGUCUUUACUGCUUCACUAAAGAAGGAUUCUACAGUUUAGCAAGAGCUUAUGCUACCCAGACCCAAAGUUUCUACUUGUUUUCCUCAAAUACUGGUUCUACUUUUAACGAAGUUUUGCCAAAUGUGGUCACUUCCCCACACUUCGAAAAAGGUGCUUCUACUGCCGCUGUUUUUGCCCCAGAUGGAACACAAAUCACAGAGGAUGUUCCAGAUGACUUUGAUGGUGUUAUAAUCACUGAGCUCGAUAUGGAUGCUAUUAUUGCGCAAAAAAAUCUUGUUGACAUUGUCGGUCACUACUCUAGACCUGAUUUGGUUUCUUUAUCCCACAAUAACCCUAACGAUCAGCACGUUAAUAAAAAAUAA
This is a messenger RNA of Saccharomycopsis crataegensis, 954 nucleotides long. RefSeq names its product carbon-nitrogen hydrolase family protein. Gene Ontology annotation, molecular function: catalytic activity. The transcript has a single exon. NCBI's taxonomy places the organism in Eukaryota, Fungi, Ascomycota, Saccharomycetes, Ascoideales, Saccharomycopsidaceae. The record is from RefSeq and is a predicted model, not a curated record. The coding region runs from base 1 to 954 and encodes 317 amino acids.